This is a messenger RNA of Staurois parvus, 349 nucleotides long. The record is from the annotation of a GenBank genome assembly. NCBI's taxonomy places the organism in Eukaryota, Metazoa, Chordata, Amphibia, Anura, Ranidae.
GUGACACAAAUGAUAGGGUCCAAUGACAUCAAUGAUGGGGCACAAUUCCUCCCAGUGACACAAAUGAUAGGGUCCAAUGACAUCAAUGAUGGGGUACAAUUCCUCCCAGUGACACAAAUGAUAGGGUCCAAUGACAUCAAUGAUGGGGUACAAUUCCUCCCAGUGACACAAAUGAUAGGGUCCAAUGACAGCGAUGAAGGGGGCACAACUCCUUCCAAUGACACCAACGAUGUGGCACAAUUCCUCCCAGUGACACAAUGAUGGGGUACAAUUCCACCCAGUGACACAAAUGAUAAGAUCCAAUGACAUCAACAAUGGUGCAGAAUUCCUCCCACUGACACCAAACGAU